AUGAAACUGACGGACCAAUAUCUGCCUCAACAUCCUCCGUCUGUGAUUGAUUUAACCAAAACACGAGAACCUAUAUUACACACCCAGGGUUGUGAGGAUGGUGGAUGGGCCUCUUCACCAGCACGUCCGUCUGGGGGAGCAACGAAGACAUCCCCAUCCUCUGGUGCACCAAAGCCAGUUCUCUCUGAGAAGUCCCCUGGAGUAACUUCUCCGUCUCAAGAUGCCACAGUGGAUUUUCAGGUUGGGGAGAGAGUGUGGGUCAAUGGUAACAAACCAGGUGUUGUAAGAUUUAUUGGAGGGGCACAGUUUGCCCCUGGUCAGUGGGCUGGUAUUGAGUUGGAUGAACCAAUUGGGAAGAACAACGGUUCUGUGGCAGAGGUUGUGUAUUUUAAAUGUGAGGAUGGACGGGGGAUAUUUACUCGUCCGUCAAAGUUAUCGAGGACUGCGGUCUCAGAGAAGGUGACCAAUGGAGGUGAGGCCAGCCCCGCCGCUGGCUCUGCACAAAAUGAACCUGCUCCGUCUGGUGCUACCUCUACCGCACAGGGAUCUGGCAUCAGGACAAGCAGCGCACUGGCUCGGAAGCUUGUUUCCAGUGAGUCUGUGUCCAACAUUUCAGAUUCAGAUUCCAUAAAGAAGAACAAAAGAGAGUUGAGACUCGGAUACCGUGUUCUGGUCGGUGGAUCAAAGGCUGGUGUAGUGAGGUUUCUUGGUGAAACAGACUUUGCCAAAGGAGACUGGUGUGGAGUGGAACUUGAUGAACCUCUUGGCAAAAAUGACGGAGCUGUGGCAGGGGCCAGGUAUUUCCAGUGCAUGCCGAGGUAUGGCCUGUUUGCUCCAGUCCACAAAGUAACACGUAUUGGAUUUCCCUGUACAACACCCACAAAGACAAAGAACUCACGGCGCAGGUCGGGUCUCAUGAGGAGCCCCAGUGCCUCCUCCAUCAGUUCACUCAGUUCUGCCACUUCUUCAAUCAGUGGAAAGCCGAGCAGAGCAGGGUUGUUGACAGAGACAUCAGCACGAUAUGCACGCAAAAUAUCUGGCACCACAGCAUUGCAGGAAGCUCUCAAAGAGAAACAACAGCACAUCGAGCAGCUUUUAGUUGAGCGAGAUCUGGAAAGAUGUGAAAUUGCAAAAGCCACAAGCCAGGCUGGAGAGGUGCAGCAGGAACUGGUUCUGCUGAGGAAAUGUCGAGACCAGUAUGCUGUAGAUAUGGAGGCAAAAUUAGAUCAGCUGCGUUCACUUGUGGAAGCAGCAGAUCGAGAGAAAGUGGAGCUGUCAAAUCAACUUGAAGAAGAGAAAAGGAAAGUUGAAGAUUUGCAGUUUCGUGUGGAGGAGGAAUGUAUUACCAAAGGGGACCUGGAGACGCAGACGAGGCUGGAGCAUGCCCACAUAAAGGAGCUAGAACAGAGCCUGCUUUUUGAAAAGACCAAAGCAGAAAAACUCCAGAGGGAUUUAGAGGACGCUAGGGUGGCCACGGUGUCUGAGCGGUCGCGCAUCAUGGAGCUGGAGCGAGAAAUGGCCGAUCUCCAGCUCCGGCUCAGAGCGGUUCAACAACAGGAAGACGCUGUGUCCCUCUCUCAGCAACAGAUCAGCAGCCUCAAAACACAGGCGCAGUCCCAGGAGAAAAAGAUCAGUGAGCUGAGUGUAGAUCUGGAGAGCAAACAGAAGGAGCUUCAAUCCGCCCUGGAAUAUAGGACAUCACUCGAGCAGCAACUGACCGCAGCGAGAAAAGAGGCUGAACUGCAAGCAGAAGAACAUAGGAAAACAAUGCAAGAACUAGAGCACAACGUUAAUCAAACAAAUAAAGCACAUCAAUCCCUGAAAGAGGAGAGUCGCCAAAGAGAGAAAGCACAAGAGGCCCAGCUGACUCAGGAAAAUGAGGAAAGAGAAAAAAAUGUCCUUUCUGUAAAGGAGCUCACCACUGAGAAUAAGGAGCUGCAAACUCAGGGUUACACCUCCACUUAUUCGCCUCAUUACCAGCUUGAGGCUUUGAAGCAGCAAAAUGUUAAAUACAAGGAGGAAUUUUCUCUGUCAAGGGAGCGGAGCAACUCUGAAACUAACCCCGUCGCAUCUCGCAAGGAAAUUGAAGAGCUGAGUGUGGAUUCCCAAAGUCAGCGUCAUGGAGGGCCGAGCAGAGAAACAAAUAAAGACUCUGAACUGGAAUCCUUGAAAAAUGAGGUUGCCGUGCUGCGGGGUCAGAGCGCGGGGGCAAAGACGCUGCACUUGGCGGUGGAGACAUUAGAGAAGGAAAAGGCCGAGCUCCAGAGCAGAGUCCAGAGUUUAGAGGAGAGGCUCAUGGGAAAACCGGCCCCAGGGGGAGAGGCUCAGGAUGUCCAUGCAGGCGAUACAGCUUUUCAGCAGCUGAGAGAGGAGAAGGAGUUUGCUGAGGGACAGAUCAACUUCCUAAACAGCGUCAUCGUUGACCUUCAGAGGAAAAACGAGGAGCUGAAGAUCAAGCUGAAGAAGCUGGCUUUAUCAGAAUUCAACGGAAACGACAUGACGGAGGGACUGAGUGGUGUGUCCAAGCGUGAGAAGAAGUCGACCCCGCGUCUGUUCUGUGAUAUCUGCGACUGCUUCGACCUCCACGACACUGAGGACUGUCCCACUCAGGCCCAGAGCCCGGACUCUGUGCCUCACACCACGUACCACGGGAACCCGGCGGCGGAGAGGCCCUACUGCGACAUCUGUGAGGCUUUUGGACACGCCACCGAGUCCUGCAACGACGACCAAACGUUCUGA
Molecule: messenger RNA, 2739 nt
Organism: Knipowitschia caucasica
Lineage: Eukaryota; Metazoa; Chordata; Actinopteri; Gobiiformes; Gobiidae
Source: the annotation of a GenBank genome assembly